Paramecium octaurelia is the source of this 3213-nucleotide messenger RNA. The record is from the annotation of a GenBank genome assembly. NCBI's taxonomy places the organism in Eukaryota, Ciliophora, Oligohymenophorea, Peniculida, Parameciidae.
AUGGACAAGGCAAAAAUCAACUAUCUUUUGGAAGGAGAAGUCCUAGUCAAAGGAAAGACUUUUGGUCUUUGGUAACCCAAAAAAUACAUCAUUGACCAAGAACUUAGAAUAUUUUCAAUCAAAAGUUCAAAAUAAAAUAAAAAUUACCAUCUUGCAAAUUAUCAAGUAAAGAAGAUUCUCAUUCUUGAUAGAUAGCAAAUGUAGAAAGAAAAAAUAAUAGAUUCCAAUUUGAAUUGGCUUCUACAAUCGGCGAAAAGAACAUGCUCAUGGGAUCCGAUAAUGAAAAAUUCGCCAAUGAACUUAUGUUGUUCCUGAAAAAAAUGUGCGGAUAAUAACUGCGAAGUCAAAGUUUAUUCGAACCCAGUUUAUCUUCGAAUCCAACAUGUAUAAUAUAUUUAAUUUAAACCACAGCCUCACUUCGAGAAUACGAUUAUGAAAUUCCACAAUUCUUUGAAAUGCCAGAAAUUCGAGAUGCGUAUGUUUUAUACUCUAAAUUAUUAAAUUAGGAUUCAAAAUAUCAGAUCCAAAUCCUACCUAUUGGAAUAGUACGAACUCAUCCAAAAUCAAGUAGUGAAGAUUUAUCGCAAUAAAAAUAAUUAACUCAAUUUCAAAGUCUUCCUCACUUUCCCAGGAAAUUGUAUUAUUACUAAUUCAUAUUAGGCUUAACCAAAUGUUAAACGCAACUAUUUCAGACUCAAUACGAUUGGAAUAUCCAUAAUCUUAAAGAAUACACUUAAAUUAAAGAAUUCAAAUCUGAUAAAUCCCAAAUGAUAACUGAAAUAAGAUUAAUCAAAAACUGGUUUUAGUUUAAAAGAGAAUUCACAUACUUAAGAUAUGCCGUGGAAUUUAAAAAAAAAGAAAACACCAAAAUUGUCAUUGAAAAAAAACUAGAUUAAAAAAUACAUUCAGGUACUGUUUCAGGACUAUUGAAAUUUGCUGUUUGGGGUCUCUUCUAUGAAAACAAUCAAACCAACGUAGUCCUCUUCACUGAAUAGAGCUACAAUGGUUUAGCCUUUAUCGAAGAAGAUUCAAUACUCUCACAGCAAUAUUUCCUGCAAUACGAAAACAUAAUCAAACCCCAAAGACUAGACUUUGAUAAACAAUCCAUGUAAGAUUAAGGCCAAGUCAUCAUUCCCAACAAUAGUCCUUAAAAUGAAUCCGCCCCCUCAAAGUUAAAAGCAUUACAUAGAAAAGACACAAAAUAGAAUUCCUUCAAAAUGGAAUAACCUGUUGAUAUCCCCAAAUCAACAAUGUAAAAUCAAAAUACCCAAUAACCAGUUCUUGGAUCCUCCCCAUAGUUGGGUCCAACUUAAUAAAUACAGGUUGUUUCACCCCCAUAAUUGCCAUUGCCUUCCAAAGACAAAAAUAUUCCCUAGAUUGCAAACUAAAAAGAAGAGGAUAAAUAAGCUUAAUAAUAGUAAAUUAAUAUGAAAAAAUCAGAUAAGUCAAUUGAGUUUAAUUAAGUUCAAGCAAAAAGUGACCAAAACAACCUUUCAUAAGGGGCUAUGGAAUAACUCAAACUAAAAAUGACAUCCAGUUCUUAAGAGUCAUCUCAAAUAAUAUCAUAAAAUAUCAUAUUUCAAUAACCAAAAAUAGAAGAUGAUUGUGAAAAUGAUGAUAUCCAACCUGAAAAUGAGGGAUCUGAUGGAAAUAUUACUUAAUUUUAUGAUUGUGAAGAUGAUAUCGAUGCUAUGAAUGAUAAGUUAUUUAUUGGACAAUCAGAUCAAUAAGCUAAUACAUCUGAUUAAAGUGUGAUAGAGGUCAGAAAUUCUAUCACUUAAAGAUAGCCUCAGAGUUAGAGUAGUUAAACCUAAAGUCAGAGUGACACUAUUGAAAAUCUUGAAGAUUGGGUGGAAAAAAAGAUGUAGGCAUAUUUUAAUGGAAAAUUUUGUCAAAUUGCAAUCGACAUUGAACAUAUAUUGAAUCCAUUAGAAUCAGACAUUAAUGUAUUUAUAUAUUCAAUUAAAAUAAGAACAGGAAGUAUAUGAAAGAAUAAGAAGGGGGUCACUAUAUAUUUAGAAAGGAUUUCAUAAGAGAUGAAAAGAAUGGUGGACUAAAAUGUAUAAAUGAAGUUAAAGUGAAUGCAUAGAAGAGCGUGGUCAAAUUUUUAUUAGCUAGAAUAGGUAAGAAAUGAUUUAUAUUAAAGGAACUUCACUUUUGAUGGGAAGAUCUCUUACUAGUAUAUCAAUGCCAGUGACUAUUUUCGAGUCCAGAUCUAAUACUGAGAGAGCUUGUAGUUCUUUGGCCUUUGCACCAGUGUUUUUGGACGAAGCUGCUAUUUCGAAAGAUAAAUUCUUCAGGAUUAAAUAGUGUGCAGCAUUUUCUUUUGGAUUUAUCUUUUCAUAUUUAUCCAUGGAAAAAGUAAUAUCACUUUCUAAUAUAACUCAAGCCCUUCAAUCCAAUUCUAGGAGAAACCUUCUAAGGCUACUUUGAUAAUUGUCCUAUAUAUUGUGAAUAAAUCAGUCAUCACCCUCCAAUUUGCAUCAUUCAAUAUCAUGGCAGAAAAUACAAGUAAGAAUAAUGUAAACAUGAAUAGAAUUGAUGCUCGUCUAGAAUUAGUUGCUAACUUUCAUUCAAACUCUGUUGUUGGAAGAAAUGUUGGAGAAGUUAAAGUGAUAUUCGAAAACCCUCCCUAAGAAAUUAUCAUCUUAUUGGCACCUGGUUGUAUUUACGGGACAACAUUUGGUGAUAAAUCAAUGGACUUUCUAGAGAAAUAGUUCUUAUUUGACUUGAAUAAUAAAUUGAUUAUGGAAUGUGCAUUCAAACCAGAUAAGAAGUACUGCCAAUAUUUCAAUAUUGAAUAUCUUCCUUACUCAGAUUAUGUAGCUGGGGGAGUCUGUGAAGUUACUGAUGCAGCUAUUGGAAGAUAUUUAAGGGAAGGCUAUAGAAAAUACAAGGGUCUAGAUUUGAAAACAGAAGUGAAAUCAAUCAAAAGCAUAAUUAAGGGAGUUUGGAAUCAAGAGUUAAAAGUAAAGAUUGUUAAUAUUUAAGUUUGAUAAUCAAAAGUUGAUAUCUAUCAUGACUGAUUUUCCAAUCAAAUUAGAAUUGGCAUAAUAUCCGUUGCCAUCAGAUGCCAAUUUCAGAAUGGAUGUUCUGAUGUGGAAAUUGAGAGAUUUCGAUUAAGCGCAAUAAUGGAAAGAGAGACUUGAAAUAUUUCAAAGAUAAGAUAGAAAAUUGAGAGAAGCUCUAGGUCCAAAGAAAAAAAGAAAAUGA